Diatraea saccharalis (sugarcane borer) is the source of this 3366-nucleotide messenger RNA. Lineage: Eukaryota; Metazoa; Arthropoda; Insecta; Lepidoptera; Crambidae. The record is from the annotation of a GenBank genome assembly.
AUGGUUCAGCUUGCGAUGGCUUCAAGUGAGGGGACGAUCACUGUAUCAGUGGUAACUGAACGUACUCCCAUCACCAUAGAUUGCCCUGCAAGUUCAUUUACAGCAGAAGAAUUAUGUAUUUAUUUAUGCAAGAAGUACAACAUACCACCAAUAACUCGGACGCUAUUUGCAUUGAGGAUCAAAGGAACUCGUUUUUUUCUAAAAGAUAACAGUGAAGUUCUGUCAGGAUCAAGAGACUAUGAAUUCAGAAUUCGUUUCAAGGUUCCUCGGCUUGGGUUGUUGAUGUCGUUAGAUGAAACAACCUUUGAUUAUUACUUUCAACAAGCAAGAGUUGACAUCAAUGACAACAAAGUUGCAGAGAUCAAGUAUCCUGACCAUAAACAAGAACUUUUAGGGCUUGGUAUUACAGAUAUGUGUCGAGCGAUCACAGAAGAGAAGUUGUCUAUGAAUGAAGUGGUGAGAAAUUGCAAAAAAUAUAUACCGAAAAUAAUAAAUAAACGUCAUGGGCCUUUUCCUAGGCGUCAUGCAAAUUACCUUCUUCCAAAGUUGUUUGAGAUGCAUUAUAGUAUUAAUUAUUUGAAGGAUAAAUACAUGGUGCAACUAUACGGCCUAGCUCCCAACUACUUGGCUGAAGAGUACGACAACAUAUUGUGGGUGAAUGGCGAUACUAUCACACCGGUGCGUCUCAUGGUGGCGCCGUUUCAUACACAACAACCCGGUAUACGACUUUACGAUACCAAUAAAAGAGAGUGGAUGCACGUUUGUACAAUAGAAGGACUAAUUUAUUUAAUGCGAAAUGGUAACUGUACAUUAGAAGUAUCUAGGAGGGGCACGCCAUUGUUUUUUAAAUUCAAAUCUGACGAGCAGCUGUCAUCUUUUAUUUCAGUCUGCGAUGGUUAUUACAGAUUGAUGGUAAAAUGGACUUUUAAUUUGUCGAAAGAUGACGAGUCGCCAUCAUUAAAACAAUUACACAAAAUUAAAUGUCAUGGACCUGUCGGGGGCGCAUUCUCCUAUCGAAAAUUGGAAGAAAAACGUGGAAAGAAACAUGGUUGUUAUAUACUGAGACAGUGUCAAGACCAUUACAAUAUUUAUUACUUAGAUGUUUGUGCCAAAACAAGGACAACAGAGACGUAUAAAAUAGAAUACAAGGGUCACUGUUUUAUGUUUAAUUGUAAAGAAUAUUAUGACAUUGAUGCUAUUAUCAGAGCUCACCAGGAUCCAGAGAAAAAGAUAUUUUUGCACGAAUGUAUACCACCAUCCGAGUUCGAUCAAUCACAACUGUUGCUAUGUGGAGAACCAGUGAAGAAAGGUGUGCGUAUCGAUCAAACGGAAUUACAAGAAGUGCUCAAGAACAAUAAGAGUCCACGGUGUCUCCUCAAUAAAGACAUCAUGCUAUUUAUAGGUUCUGAGAAAGUUGGAUCUGGAAAUAUAACUGUGACAUACAAAGCCCAUUGGAAUCUCGAUGAAACAAAAAAGCUUAUAGUUGCAUUUAAAGCACUCCAACGUGAGGAUCAUCUGAAGGAAUUUGUGGAGUUGGCAAGCAAAUAUGUGUGCGUUCAAUCGUCGUCGCUUGUACGUCUGUACGGAGUCACAUUGAACUCGCCCACCGCACUAGUGCUCGAAUAUGUGCCUCACGGACCCUUUGAUGAGUAUCUUAGGAAUAACGGAGACCGAGUGAAGCCGAUUCAUUUGAAGAAGGUGGCGGCGACUUUGGCCCGCGCUUUAUGGGAUCUAUCCGAAGCUGGGCUCGUACACGGUUAUAUCCGUUGCCGACGCCUGCUAUUGGCUGCGCAUGACGCUGACCGCAUUGUAAUCAAGCUCUCUGGGCCCAGUUUGCGGUCAUAUACACCCCAUGAUAUACACUGGAUGCCUGUGGAAUUCUUUGGUGAUAUGAAUAUGGCAAAGCGGUCAGCUGUCGGUGAUAUAUGGGCGUUUGCGACGUCGCUUUGGGAAGUGUUCUCUUACGGCAUCUCGCCCGCCGAAACUAAUCCUGUAUUGACUGAAAAGAGUUACGAGCUAGGUGACAGGUUAUUGCGGCCGACGCAUUGUCCUACUGAAGUGUGGGCGUUAAUGAACCAAUGUUGGCAAGCCACGCCCAUACGCCCGCAGGAGAUUAUGCGGGACAUGAAUCAUAUGCUGCACAGAGAAUACGUACCUAUUCACGAAUACGAAGAACCAAAGAUAUGUCUCAACCACCAUAUGGAUACUACAGAUACCGUGUCGAGUGACAGAUUCGCACCCAGUGAAUUGAGUGAUGCGAGUAGCAACAAGUCGCUUAUAUCUGACAGUAGUGCUUUGUCGCUGAAUGGGACAUUGAUAAAUCACUUCGAAAAUCAUUUCUCAAACUGCAAGCUGACGAAUUCACUGGACGGUAUGAGUACGGUCGCACUAGCUCUUCGUAGCGAGUCUACGAUCCGUAGCGAGUCGUCGCUUCGUAGCGUGACUACGACGCGUGCUCCACUUGCUGACGACGCGGGGGAGAAGUUCGUAGGUGGCGGCCAACCGAGACGAAUGCAACCUAUUGUCACUAGAGGCACUACGUAUUUCGUGACACUCACAAAGAGGAUUGGAAGUGGAAAUUAUGGUGAAGUGUACCGCGGUUGGAUGGAAUGGGACACGGACGAGCGGCAAGAGGUCGCCAUCAAGAAAUUGACAAAGCAAGCUAAUGUUAUUGACAAAGAUAGCACACUCUAUAUUGAUUUCAAGAACGAACUGGAGAUAAUGAAGUCUUUGAAUCACAAGAACAUAGUGAACAUCCUGGGCUAUUCAUGGAAGCCGGACGUAAUGAUCGUGAUGGAGUAUUUGGAGGAAGGCUCCCUCAACUACUACCUCAAGUUUCAGGGGGACAAGCUGUCCAUUAUGCAUCUCCUCAUAUAUGCCGGUGACAUUGCCACGGGCAUGGAGUAUGUGUCAUGUAAGAACAUUGUGCACCGUGAUUUGGCAACGCGCAAUAUCCUCGUGGUGGACAAAUAUCACGUGAAAAUCUCGGAUUUCGGUCUCGCUCGCACCAUUCCUAAGGACGAUGACCAAUAUAAACUAAAGACUGAGAGAUUACUGCCUAUUAACUGGUAUGCACCGGAAUCGGCGAGCGAUCCGUGGCUGUUUUCAACUAAGAGCGACGUGUGGUCGUACGGUGUCACCGUGUGGGAGAUAUUCACGCGCGCUACCGUCGAAGUGCCCAAGUUCGACAUGACUAGACCGACGGAAAGAGCUUCCUGCUUUCAAAUACCAGACGACUGCCCUUCGGAGAUAUACAGGUACCUCAUGACCGACUGUUGGAAUUUGGACCCAAAUAGGAGACCUAAUUUCACAGAACUCAAGGUCAAAGCCAAGAGAUUCUUAGACGAUUACGACCAAUCCACUUAG